AUGGCAAUUCUUGAUAGGUUGCCAACCGUUGAUAGGUUAAGCAGGAUCGGCAUUGUUGUUAAUGGAGGCUGUAGGAACUGUGGGAAUGUGCAGGAGUUGAGAAAUCAUAUUUUCUUUGGCUAUGUGUUUGCUAGAGAAGUUUGGGAGAUUAUACUCGGACUGUGCAGGGUCCAUCGUGAGGUUAGGGGAGGGGAUGAGGAGCUUGGAUGGGCAGUGUCUGUUCUUAAGGGUAAAUCUUUGAUUGUGUGCAUUCUAAAAGUGGUUUGGUGUGCUUAUACAUGUUACAUAUGGGAGGAGAGGAAUUGUAGGUAA
Hibiscus syriacus is the source of this 312-nucleotide messenger RNA. RefSeq lists its product as uncharacterized. Bases 1 to 312 code for a protein of 103 amino acids. The record is from RefSeq and is a predicted model, not a curated record. The transcript has a single exon. NCBI's taxonomy places the organism in Eukaryota, Viridiplantae, Streptophyta, Magnoliopsida, Malvales, Malvaceae.